Amoebophrya sp. A120 is the source of this 204-nucleotide messenger RNA. NCBI's taxonomy places the organism in Eukaryota, Dinophyceae, Syndiniales, Amoebophryaceae. The record is from the annotation of a GenBank genome assembly.
UCUGGAUCAUGGUGGAACAACCGGGAUCAAUCAUGUAGCGCCAGCUUAUUAUGGGCGCGGCGACCAGAGGUGGCCGCUUACCACAGCAAACGAAAGCUGCGAUCAUACUGCUCCCGCAGCGAUUUUCCAUCGCGAACUUCGGGCGCCGAAUCAGUUUUCGUCGGAGAUCCAGGGCGUCGCAAACGCGGUGCUUGCUGCGGUUGA